Molecule: messenger RNA, 510 nt
Organism: Pseudomassariella vexata
Lineage: Eukaryota; Fungi; Ascomycota; Sordariomycetes; Amphisphaeriales; Pseudomassariaceae
Exons: 1
Coding region: 8-229 (73 amino acids)
Source: RefSeq, a predicted model, not a curated record
UGUCAUUAUGUCAACCAUGAGGUCUAGAGCUCUCGGCAUAUUGUCGAGUGGCUGGUUGGUGGUCUUCUGUCUCCAAUUUCCCCAAUUUCCAGAACAAGCCUACCACGACCAUGAAUCUCUACCAGACAUGUCCAUGUGUGAGGCUAUUAGGACGACCGAGGGAUAUUCCGGACUCCGUGCGUCCAGCGAAGGCAAGAAGACCAUCACAAGUUGCAACUUCCAUCAAUAAGACCUUGGAUUGCGAAACAGAAAAGGGUGAUCAACUGUCGAUUCCAGGAAGGGCUCUCGACUCCGACUGAUUUCAUUGGGCUUAGGUUGUGUUCCACUAAGAGCCAACCUCCAACACGGCUCGGAGACGUGGCUGGAGCCAACAAGGUAAGGGAAGUUCUCAAGUCUCAUGCUUAUCAUGUUACCACUGUCGAGAGGAUGCAGGCCGAUUGGCUGCCAGGAGUGGCAGACUCCAAUCCUUGUAUCAAGAUAAAGCUGCUUGAAUACAGCAAUAGCUAUAGC